This is a messenger RNA of Meriones unguiculatus (Mongolian gerbil), 126 nucleotides long. RefSeq names its product thymosin beta-10-like. The transcript has a single exon. Bases 1 to 126 code for a protein of 41 amino acids. Lineage: Eukaryota; Metazoa; Chordata; Mammalia; Rodentia; Muridae. Gene Ontology annotation, molecular function: actin monomer binding. Gene Ontology annotation, biological process: actin filament organization. The record is from RefSeq and is a predicted model, not a curated record.
AUGGCGGACAAGCUGGAUAGGAGGGAAAUCUCUAACCUCAAUAAGGCUGAGCUGAAGAAAACCAAGAACAACACCCUGCCGACCAAAGAGACCCCUGAGCAAGAAGAGAGAAGUGAAAUUUUCUAA